This is a messenger RNA of Ictalurus furcatus (blue catfish), 9391 nucleotides long. It is a transcript of the gene plxnb2b, whose product is annotated as plexin b2b. Gene Ontology annotation, cellular component: semaphorin receptor complex. The record is from RefSeq and is a predicted model, not a curated record. Gene Ontology annotation, biological process: positive regulation of axonogenesis; regulation of cell migration; negative regulation of cell adhesion. NCBI's taxonomy places the organism in Eukaryota, Metazoa, Chordata, Actinopteri, Siluriformes, Ictaluridae. Bases 3225 to 8882 code for a protein of 1885 amino acids. Gene Ontology annotation, molecular function: protein binding; semaphorin receptor activity. The transcript is spliced from 36 exons.
UAUAUAUGUGUGUGUGUGUGUGUAUAUAAUAUUAGUCUGUGUGUGGGAGAGAGAGAGGAUGAAUUUGCCGAAGUGUGAAUCAAGCACCCAUGUACAAAUUCAUCGUGGUCCAAUAGAGCAGAGAAACACACACACACACACACACACACACACACACACACCCAUUUCAUUUCUUUUUGUCAUUUCUCUGUUCAGCUGUGAUCCGCAUUGCACGGGUCAUCUGGGAACAUUCCUGAGCGCUGACCCCGAGACUGUGUAGGUUUUCGACUUGAUUGGGCCUCUCUCAUUGCGACACGGAUGAAAUGAAAGCAGAAGAGAACAGAUCGGGCCAUAUUCCGUGUAGUUCUCAGGCUGGUUCCCCCGAGCAGACGAGAUGGAGAGGAAUGCAGACCUGGAAGUCAUAACAUCAAAACAUCUGCAGAUGUACGACUCGAGAACUCGAGCUGGAACCAAAACAGCUCUCUCUCUUUUUUUUUUUUUUUUUUUUUUUUUUUUUUUUCCUUGUUAUUCCCCCUGAUCGGUUAAAACCACUCCUGGCGGAGGCAGAUGGACCGCCGCCCCGAGGUGAACACGCUGCGCUCUUACAGUGGGAAACGACUCGGGUUUACGUAGGCGAAGCCGAUUCCGGACCUACACACGAGGUCGCGUAGCGAGCACUUAAAGGGCAUAUUUAAAUGCUUGUUAAAGGAAGCUAUUUUGUUUGGAAAUGUCAGUGUGUGUGUGUGUGUGUGUGUGUGUGUGUGUGUGUAGGAUUUUGUUUCCCUCAGUAAAGCGACAGCAGCUCAGUGCCGUUUCUGGCAGCUGUCACUCCUCCAAUUUUUCCCUCGCAAUCCAACAGCUUUCCUUUUAAAACUGUCAGCAGCCUCACUGACACACGUUCUUCACAGUGGAGAUACUUUCAUACGACGCUUCCGCUCCUCUUCGCCAACCACAGAUCUCUGUCGCUCUCUGUCACUCUCUCGUUUUUACUCUUGCUCGCUCACUUGUAGCUCUCUCUCUCUCUCUCUCCUCGCUUUUCACUGUGGGAGAUGAAAUUGGUUUCUCCUCCGUUUACAGACUCUUCUCGGCCUUGCUCCGGACAGCGGGCUGAACCGAAAGAGCGGAAAGUUCUGGUAAACGCGGCAGGUAGCUACGCCGAGGCGAGAGCGCCACAAAACGCCGCGAGUUUGGACGAAACCGAGGGAAAUGACUUUCUUUUGUGUUCUUCUUGUUUUUUGUUUUUUGGUUUUUUUUUUGUUUGUGCUCCAAUACUAAAAUUAAUUCCGGCAACUUGUCAUUUUACAUUAGAGCAUGAAGUGGACCGGUGUAUGGCUGCGGAAAGCAAAUUGCGCCUUGUUGCCAUGGGAGCGCUUUCUUAUUGUGCCGUCGGGUAGCGAGCUGCUGCCAGAACUUGAGCCCACCUGUUUCCGGCCUUCUUUCAUAAGCGGAGCUCCCAGCACGGGGAGAGACUUUCGACACUGAUCCCUCGGCACACGUACGGUUUUAUUCAAACCAAAAACGGUCGAGCGGUUCAAACACGCAUGCUUAAGUUGGAACGAGGAUCCGAGUAUUUUUCCAUCCGUGUGGCUUUACAUGGCCAUGUUUACGACAAAGCAAAAAAGAUGAUGACGACGACGAAGACGACGAUGAUGAUGAUGAUGAUGACAACGACGAUGAUGACAGUGACGACGACGAUGAUGACCACGACGACGACGAUGACGACGACGACGAUGAUGACGAUUACGACGACGAUGACAGUGACGACGAUGAUGACGACGACAACGAUGACGAUGAUGACGACGACGAUGAUGAUGAUGACGAUGAUGACUGUCUAGAUUGCGCUCAGGAUGUAAUGCCAUGUGAUCUGCUUUCUUGCACAUUUCUUCCGUUUGCAAUAUAACGAUCCGCGUCCUUUCUUUCGCCCUGCUGCUUUUGAAACUCUUAUUUGCCAGGACGAGAGAGAAAUUGGCUCCAGCUAUAAUUUGAAAAAACCCCUCUUAUUUAUUUGAGGUUUUUUUUUCUUUUCUUUUCUUCAUCUUAUUGUCUACCUUAUGUUUUAUCACUAAGCUCGGUGCACCCACAUGCUGGCAAUCUCACUCACUGAACUAAUACCACAGUCUGAUUUCCCUGCCUACAACUCUGAUCGUCAUCUGUCCGUGUCCUGUUCUCUGCUGCCCGCACGCACACACCUGUAUAUACCGUUCGACCCUGCUAAUCAAGUCAGGCGAGCGCACCUGUGCAAACAGAUGUCCACAGGGAUCGCUCACUCGUAAAGAUCACAGGAAGCACUCCUGGAGAGAGACUCGGGGCCUCACGUUGGAGAUUCCGCAGGCAUGGCUGUCCUCCGUCCCGCUGCUCGCGUGUUUCACAUUGAACACGUACUCCGCUAGUUUCCACAGGCUGCGAUGGAGACGGUUCCGUCCCAGACCGACGAAUCGAGACCAUACGUUUCAUACAGCGCCGUAUCUAAGCCUUGCGUGUACUGUAAGGAUGGGCGACAUGGACUUAAAACUACAUCAUGAUAUUUUCUGGCGUUUAUUACGAUAACGAUAUCCGUGACGAUAUAAAUAAGUACCGUUCGCCACUGUUUUUAGCGACAAGACGUGCAGACUUGAGAGACUCGGAAACCCAAACGCUGAUCUAAAAGUAAAAGUGACUUUCUGUAACCGAACCGGUUCCAGAUUGUAGAGGUAGGUCCUCGUACAGCGGUAAACUCCGCCUCCCGCCGUACAUCAUCACCUAGGCUUUAUCGUUAUUAUCGCGGGAAGACUCAUUCGUAUCGUGGGGAGGAUUCCUACCAAACGAUGAGAUAUCGCCCCAUUCCUAGUAUACAGUAUAAUUAAAUAUGUUCUGUACAUAAUUAAUUACACCCUAAAGGACUGAGAACUCGUUUCCAUCCAGCGGUAUCGUUCUUCAGUCUUUACAGCUUUCAAGCGUAAUCGUGUGGUGAGAUUGAGCCGAAAACGUCGAUGAUUGUCAGCGUUACAGGCUGUAAUUCUCACUGCUGCAGGUGUGUGUGUGUGUGUGUGGGGGGAUUUUUUUUUUUGUUUUUUUUUUAAUUUUCUUUUCAGCACUCCACAGGUGUCCACUAUUGUCUCAGAAAAGACGAGGAACCGAAAGGUAUUCAUUUUAACGUCUUCCGGAAAACGAGUCGGAACGGCGGCGGCGGCGGGGGCGGCGGCGGGUUCCCGGCCGGAGUCCGAGUUAAACGUGAGCAGACGACGUGCGAAGAAACGCGUGCUGCGAUGGUGGAAAACCACACGAAAGAAGAGAAAGAGAUGGGAGAUUGGGUGCAGAUGGUCCUGUUCUUGGCGUGCGUCUCCCCGUUUUCCGUCGAGGGGACGCUUUCCGAGUUUUCCACGCUCACGAACGUCAACAAUGUAGCGCAGGACCCCGCGACAGGCCGGGUUUACCUGGGCGCGGUCAACGCCAUUUACCAGCUCGACUCUUUCCUCCGGCUGGAAGCCAAAGCAGAGACGGGGCCUAAGAAAGACGCUCGCAGCUGCACACCCCCCGUGUCCACCUCCACGUGCAUGUCUGCGGAUCUGAAAGACACGAAUAACGUCAAUAAGCUCCUUUUGGUGCACUCCGCGAACGGGUCUCUGAUAGCGUGUGGGAGCGUGUACAGAGGAAUCUGCUCGCUGCUGAACCUCAGCAAUGUGAAUCAGCAGAUCUACUACAGCGACAGUAAAGGAGAGAGGACGUAUGCUGCCAGCAUCGAGGACAGCGUUUCGGUCGUCGGGGUCAUGGCCACGUUCCAGUUCAAAGACGAUCCGGAGAAAAAGCCAUUCAACGUCUUUCUGGUCGGGAAGGGCUACGGCAGCCAGGAGGACAACCCGAAGCUCAUCACCACGCGCAUCCUGGAGAACUACAAGGAGUGGGUUGUGUUCGAGAGCAUCGUGGAGGCCUCGGCGGUCCAGGCCAUCCCCUUCGCACCCAAGUACCAGCACCAAUUUCGCUUCGUCUUUAAAGACUCCGGCUUUGUGUAUUUCCUCUUCUCGCGCACUCAGGGUGGGACCGACAACAAGAACUUCACGUUCGUGUCCCGUCUCUGUGAGAAAGACGAAGGUUAUUACUCCUACACCGAGCUGCAGCUGAACUGCAGCGCGAACGGUGUCCACUACAAUAAAGUCCAGGCUGCGUACGUGACCGAGCCAGGAAAGGAGCUAGCUCGCACCAUGCUGAAUUCUGGUUCGUACGGAACCAUUACGGUCUGGGAUAAAGUCCUGUUUGUAGUGGCCACUCCGGACGGCGAGAACGCGACCGACUCGGCUCUUUGCAUGUAUCCGUUAAAGCGCAUUAACGAGAGGCUGGAGGACAUCCUCAGUGCCUGCUACACGGACUACGGAAAGAUCGGAGGACGACCAGCCGUGUACAGCCCUUACAUAUCCAGCGCAGGCAACCCGUGUGCCCAUCGACAUAGCAAGGAAAUCGUGGACCAAAACAGAUGCGGAGCAGAGUUCCUCCGCUCUCCGCUGGCCAGCAGGCCAGAGUUCGCCCUGCAGGCAGAGCCGUUCUUCACCAAACAGGCUCGGGGUCAUCUGACUGCCGUGGCCAUUGCCGUGGAAAACGAUCACACGAUCGCGUUUGUAGGGAACACCAUGGGAGAGGUACUGAAGGUUCAUUUGUCAAGCAAACCAGAGGUGUACAACAGGGUUCCUGGGGACACUAUGGGCGAGCACGUGAAUAAGAAUCUUUUCUUCGACAAGACCCAGAGUCACAUAUACAUCACUACGGAGAAGAAGAUCACUAAGGUGCCGGUGCAGUCGUGCCACCAGAAGACCGACUGCAAGUCCUGCGUGGCCCAGAAAGACCCCUACUGUGGCUGGUGUGUCCUGGAGGGCAGGUGUACCAGGAGGUCAGAGUGCAGUCGAGCUGAAGAGAAGAACGGGUGGCUGUGGAGCCCCAGACAGCAGUGCGUUAAAAUAGUUUCCUUCCAUCCUCCCAACCUCAGCUGCAAGAGAUCCCAGCAGGUCGAGAUCAACAUUCCAUCGCUGCCCAGCAUCAGAGACUUUGACAGGAUCCACUGCACAAUCGGUUCAUCCAGUAGUAAAGCUACCAUGGUGGACUCGAUGGUCCGAUGCAACCUGCCUCCCCCUAACCGGCUUCCUCCUACACCUCCACACCAAGAUUCGGUGGCUGUGCCGGUGAAGAUCUUCCUGAACGAGAGCGUGGAGGUAGCCUCCCGUGACUACGAGUUCUACGACUGUGCAGCAGCAGUGCGCAAAGCGGAAAAUACUCCGUGUAUAGCGUGUGUGAGCAGACCGUGGGCGUGUCAGUGGAACACUGCCGAUCACACGUGCUCGGAUAUGAAUGAUGCUGAAACAGGGCCCAAUAUUAUCAAACACAGACAGCCAUGUGUGUGUUUUGUCUUUCAGACAAAGAAAUGUCCUCGGUUUGAAAACCCAGAUCCCAUCCUGAUUCCAGUGGGAUAUAAGACUCGCAUCAGUUUUGAAGGAGUAAAUCUGGAGCCCUACAAAGGCAGAGAGUUCACCAUCGGUACAGACUUAAUGAAACAGUUUGAAGACGAUGUGAAAACUGAAGAAGGUCCAUUUUUCUCUUUCAGUGGAUACAUGUUUUCGUAUGAUAAGGCUCAAGAGACCAGCAUCCUGUUCCAUAUUAAAGACAAGUACACAGAGAAGAAGAUUGACAGCACGCUAAAUGUAACGCUGUAUAACUGUUCGUUGGGCCGGGAGGACUGCAGUCUGUGUAAGAACACGGAUUUUAAGUACAAUUGCGUAUGGUGUGCUCGGUCACGCUCCUGCGUGUUUCAUAAACUGUGUCCCAGCGACGAGGAGCAGUUAUGUCCAGACCCUGUGAUCUCAGCAAUAAGUCCACGCUACGGUCCGCUGCAGGGUGGCAUCUCGGUCACCAUUAAAGGUUCUAACUUGGGCAUUCACAAGGAUGAUAUCAAGAACAUCUCUGUAGCAGGAGUUUCCUGCAUCCACCAGGAGGAGAAAUACUCCGUUUCGACCAGCGUCGUGUGCGAGAUCGCCCAAGUGUUCCAGCGAGACCCGCACGAAGGACUCGUGAACGUGGAGGUCAAAGGAGAGAGGAGAAGCAAGUCCUCGGUCUUCUUUACAUACCGGGACCCCAAGCCUGAGGUGGUGCAGCCCAGACGCGGUCCCAGAGCGGGAGGAACAAUCAUCACCAUCACCGGCACUGACCUCGAUACGGCGUCUAAAGAAGACAUUGACAUCUCUGUGGGUGGAGUGGCAUGCCCAGUAGAGGAGUUUGGGAAGCAAAUCACGUGUAAAGUGGGGCAGUACAGGAACGAAAAAGUGCCCUCUGACCCCCUGCCUAUCACCGUGCGCUACGGGAAACACACCAGCAUUCAGGUGCCUGCCUUCUUCCAGUUCUCCAGUAACCCGGACAUUUCCGACCACCAGCCCAGAAGCAGCUUCGACUGCGGUGGGAGAAAGAUCAGAGUGAUGGGCUCUGGUUUCGACCUCAUCCAGAAAGCCACCAUGAUCGUGCAAGCUUCGGCUGAUGAAUGGUCUGGACUUCACACUCCCAUGGAGGUUAGUCAGGAGGCCCACAGUAAGAACGGCACCAUGCUGCAGUUCCUCUCUCCUACCGUGAACAGAUCGUACGAGAGCCAGUCCUUCAGAACGUUCAUCCAGCUGGACAACCUCAUCGAGGAACUGAAACCGUUCGAUUACCACCCAGACCCCACCUUCAACGACCUCCCGAACAGAGUCAUCCCAGAGAACAGCAUGAUCAUCGUCACGGGUCGCGGUUUUGCCAAAGCCAUGACGGCGAAGGAAGCGGAGGCGUUCGUGGGUGACGUAUCCUGUAACGUGAACACCCUUCAGGAUGAUAAGCUGUUCCUGGAUCCGCCCAGCACCACCCCGAGAUCUCGCUCCAAGAGACAGCGGAGAGACACGACAUCUGAACCGCUAGACCUUCUGAUUAAGUUCGGUAAUGGCGAGUGGUUGGUCGGCUCUGUGCACUACGAGAGGAAGUACGAGGUGAAACUGGAUACGAUCAUCAUCCCUGCGGUUAUCGUCCCGAUGCUGCUGAUCAUCGCCAUCUCGAUCGUGUGCUACAGGAGGAAGAGCCAGCAGGCAGAGCGGGAGUAUGAGAAGGUGAAGCACCAGUUAGAGAAUCUGGAGGAGAGCGUGCGUGACCGCUGCAAGAAAGAAUUCACAGACCUGAUGAUCGAGAUGGAGGACCACACGAACGAUCUGAGCGAGGGACGCAUCCCAUUUCUGGACUACAAGACCUACACGGACCGUGUCUUCUUCCUGCCCUCAAAAGAUGGCGCCAACGAUGUCAUGAUCACCGGCAAGCUGAAUAUUCCAGAGUCCCGCAAAGCCACGGUGGCGCAGGCGCUUAAUCAGUUCUCCAACCUGCUGAACAGCAAGACGUUCCUCAUCACUUUUAUCCGGACUCUGGAGGCUCGUCAAGACUUCAACGCGAGAGCUAAGGUGUACUUUGCAUCUCUGCUGACCGUGGCCCUGCACGGAAAGCUGGAAUACUACACGGACAUCAUGAGGACGCUGCUGUUAGGGCUUAUGGAGGAGUACGUGCAGAGUAAAAACCCCAAACUCAUGCUGCGCAGGUCAGAGACGGUGGUCGAGAGGAUGCUGUGUAACUGGAUGUCGAUCUGCCUCUAUCAGUUCCUAAAGGACUCCGCAGGAGAACCUUUGUAUAAACUCUUCCGAGCCAUAAAGCAUCAGAUAGAGAAAGGCCCAGUGGAUGCACAGGUGAAGAAGGCUAAAUAUACACUCAAUGAUACAGGCCUGCUGGGGGAUGAUGUGGAGUACUCCAUGCUGACCCUACAGGUGUUGGUUCAUGGGGAGGGGCCUGACAUCACUCCAGUGAAGGUGCUGGACUGUGACACUAUUUCUCAGGUGAAAGAGAAGAUCAUUGAGCAGGUGUACAAAAACUUACCCUACUCACAGCGGCCAAAAGUGGAUAGUGUCACACUUGAGUGGCGCCCCGGCUCCACAGGGCAGAUCCUGUCGGAUCUUGACGUGACGUCCCAGAAAGAAGGAAGAUGGAGACACCUUAACACACUGGCACACUACAACGUUCGCGAUGGUGCCAUGCUAAUCCUUUCCAGGGUUUUACACACGCAGCAGUCAUAUGACCAAAACCAUGACAACCACGAGGAGAGAAACGCCCUGCUAGAGGAUGAUAAAGUGUUCCAUCUGGUCAGGCCGGCUGAUGAGCUGGAUGACGUGAAGUCAAAAAGAGGCAGCAUCAAGGAUAAGUCCAUGACCAAAGCCAUCACGGAGAUCUAUCUCACUCGUCUGCUCUCGGUCAAGGGCACACUGCAGCAGUUCGUAGAUGACUUCUUCCGCAGUGUUCUCUGUUCCGGAACCGUGGUGCCACCUGCCAUUAAAUACUUUUUCGACUUCCUGGACGAGCAGGCCUUAAAACACGAAAACGUAGACGAGGAGACCAUCCACAUCUGGAAGACCAACAGUCUCCCGCUUAGGUUCUGGGUGAACAUUCUGAAGAACCCUCAUUUCAUCUUCGACGUCCACGUGACAGAAGUGGUCGACGCCUCAUUAUCGGUCAUCGCUCAGACCUUCAUGGAUGCCUGCACUAAAUCGGAGCACAAACUCAGCAGGGACUCCCCAAGCAACAAACUCCUCUAUGCAAAGGAGAUCUCCACAUACAAAAAAAUGGUGGAUGAUUACUACAAAGGGAUCCGACUCAUGGUGCCAGUCAGUGACCAAGACAUGAACACGCACUUGGCUGAAGUGUCACGGGCCCAUACCGACAAACUGAAUACACAAGUUGCCCUCCAUCAGCUGUACCAGUACGCCAGCAAAUACUAUAAGGAGAUCAUCCUGGCUCUGGAUGAAGACCCCGCAGCUCAGUGUAAGCAGCUCACGAUGCGACUCCAGCAGAUCGCCGCCGCUCUCGAGAAGAAAGUGACGGAUCUCUAACCCGUCCACAGAGGAGAGAAAGACGGACCGAGAGAAAGAGACCGACGUGGGACGAAAACCCGCCACCGGUCAACGUCGAACUCGAGUCUCUGGGACGGAAGAAGGCCCGGUUAAAGAAUAAAUGUCCCUUGGUGUGUAAUUAGCAUAUAAAUAUAAUCAGAUGUUGAAUUUCUUCAUGUGUAGAGAAAAAAAACAAAACAAAAAAGGUUUUAAGAAUUGUAUUAUAUAUUUUUUUUAACGUGCAGUCUUUAUGCGGAAAGCUUUAUAAGGAAGAAAUAUCUUUUUAAACUGACAGCCUUGUGUUGAUUUUGUUUAUAAAGUCUGUAUAAACGUGAGGCGCGUGUGUGUGUGUGUGUGUGUGUGUGUGUGUGUAAGAUGACUGCUAAUUGCUCACACACAGGAUGCCUAAAUUCUGACCAAAUGGGAGAUGCUCAGUCAUUGGUAUUGUGCACUGGUGUGUGUGUGUGUGUGUGUGUGUGUGUGUGUGUGUGUGUGUGUGUGUGUGUGUG